This is a messenger RNA of Rotaria sp. Silwood2, 1902 nucleotides long. Lineage: Eukaryota; Metazoa; Rotifera; Eurotatoria; Philodinida; Philodinidae. The record is from the annotation of a GenBank genome assembly.
AUGUCACCAUCACCAUAUGAUCUAGAUGAUAAAGAAGUUGCUGAAAGUAUGUCAUGUACAACAAAUUAUCCUCUUCAAUAUGAAGCCUUACCACAUGAUGAUAAUGAUGAUGUUGAUACCGUAUUUAUGCCAAUAAAAACAAAUGAUAAUGAUGAACCAAUUAAUGGCAAUCAAGAUCCACUUUUAUCACCACCGAAAUAUGGUGAUAAUCCACGUUGGUCUAAAAAAAGUCCAAUGAAAGGAUUAAAUACAUCUGGUCGUCAAGAUAUCGGUGAUUUUAGUGAUCCAACUGAAACAAGUGAUAAAGAUGAUGAUUCAACAGCUGAUGAAGAAGAACUUCCACAUACACGUAUAAAACGACGUGGUGGACGUUCACCAAAUAGUUCUCAAAUAAUAUUAAAUACUGAUUCAUUACAUGAAGUUCGUCAAUUAACUCGUUUAUUAAAUGAAUUUCGUUCACAUAAAACAAAUAUACCAUCGGAAUCUCUUCAACAUAUGACAUCACAUUCAGAUUAUGAAAAAAAACUUGAACAAUGUUGUCUACGUCUUGAACAAUUAUCAAGUAAAGUUGAUAGAAUAAUUAAUCUCGAACAAUCGGGUAUUGUUUCUCGACCAAGUCGACCAAGUCCAAAUGCAGCACCUGUACAAGUCCUAACAACUAACGAAUCACAAGCAACAUUAUCCGAUAUACAUUAUGAUCGUUUAGAAGCUAUGCUUAUUGAAAAAAUUCAAACAUAUGUACAAGGCGCAAUGAAAUCUGUAUUCGAACCAUAUAGAGAUAUGAAAGAUAAUUUACAUAAAGAUCUUGCAGCUAAAUUAUUAGCAACUGAUACAGUUAUAAAACAAACAAUUACACAAAUAUUUCGUUCAAAAACAAUGAUCGAUUCUUUAAGUCAUACAAUAUCAAAUGCAAUUCAAUCAAUAAUGAUAACAUCUUAUCGUGAUACAUUUAAUCAAAUAGUAAUACCAUCAUUUGAAAAAGCUGCAACAAAUAUGUUUCAACAAACAAAUGAUGUAUUUAAACGUGGUACAAAAGAAUAUUUACAAGAAAUGAUUGAUUAUGGUCGACAACAACAACGUUCAUUAAUUCAACAACGUGAACAAAUGAUGAAUGAAAUUCGUAAAGAAUCAACACAAUUAAAUAAAGAAUUUGAAAAGAAAAAUCAAGACUUAGUAAAUACACUUAAAAAUGAUAUUACUCAAUAUAUGACAACAAAUUUAACAUCUAUAAUUCGAGAAACAACACGAUCCAUAUUACAUGAUGAAACAACUGUAGUCUUUCGUGAAUUAUUAACUGCACAAAAAACUGAUAUAAAUAAUUUACUUCGACAAUCUCUUACUUCAAAGCCAACAAUAAGUCGAACAACAACUCCAACACCUGCUGUUCCUGCAAUUUUACCAUCAUCAACUAUAACAAGUACAAGUUCAACAUCAGAUGUUAAACAACAACAUGUAUUAAAACUUGCUCGAUUUAGUCAAUUAAAUCAAGCAUUUGAAUUUGCAUUAUCAGCAUCGGAUUUAAAUCUUGUUUUAUAUUUAUGUGAAAAUGUUCGUCCAACAGAACUAUUUUCAAUUCAACCAUGUCCAUUACAAACUCCUGUUCUUCUUUCUUUAAUUCAACAACUUGCAGCUGAUUUAAAUACACAUCAAGAAUUAAAAUAUAGUUAUUUACAUGAAGCAUUAGUUUGUAUUGAUUUACCACAUCCAAGUGUACGGGAUUAUUUACAAACUGUUUUAAUUGAUCUUUGUAAAAAAUUAAAUACAUAUAUUCAAGCAAAUCCAUCAACAACAAUGGCUAAACGUUUUCAAUUAUUACUUAUGGCAAGUCAAAGUUUAGUACAAAAAAUUGUUCAACAACGAGCAACACCGAUAAUUCAAACAUCAUCAUCAUCAUCAAAAUAG